AUGAAUGGGCAAUUCAUGUUCGACCCAAUCGCUGGAUACUCCAGAGUACCAUCUACGCAACUUGAGAAACAGGGUGUGUGCGAGGAUUUAGACGCCAAAACGCUUGCACUUAGCGCCUUUGGGCCGCGAGCGCAGUAUAAAGACACGUCAUUGUGCCACAAACUGGUGUGGAAUUUCCACUGUUUAUCGUGGGUGACCACAUCAUUCAAAAGAAGUGUGAAUGGAACAUUUGUAAAUUGUGGCACCAAAAAUGGAUCUAGCAAUAUUCCAUUGCCGCCGUGUCGUUCAUUGUGCGUUGAAGUGGCGGACAAGUGCGUUUACUCGCACUUCUAUCGAAUGUAUCUGGAUGAAGUGUGUGGAAACAUUGGAUGCUUGACCGAAAUUCAGGAAGCCAGAAUUAGCGGCGCUCACGGCAUCAACGUGGCGGAAACCACGUGUGUUUCUGGAACGUGGGUCUACAAUGAGAGCAAGACCUACUCGCGUUGCUCUACCCGCUCUUUUGAAACACCUGCGGCAACAGCAGCGUAUGAAGUUGUCAAUAACGUGCAAGGGUGCUGCUUGCUUGAUUGCGAGGUUUCGGACUUUGCGCUACAAACGUGCGAGGAACAAUGCGACGUAAUCCAAACAACAGAAGACAUCGAUCUCUACGCGAAUCAAAUCCCACACUUAAUCAAGGCCAUAGCUUUGUGGAGCUAUAAGUGCUCGGGAGUCGAGAAAAUAUUUGCUGAAGCCUUUGCAAGAGAAUCGCGGUUGCUAUGCGCUGAGCACAGAAAAGCUUUUUCCCAGAGUUUGCAUUCGCACGUGUGA
Messenger RNA from Plasmopara halstedii, 807 nucleotides. RefSeq lists its product as uncharacterized. NCBI's taxonomy places the organism in Eukaryota, Oomycota, Peronosporomycetes, Peronosporales, Peronosporaceae. The transcript has 6 exons. The record is from RefSeq and is a predicted model, not a curated record. The coding region runs from base 1 to 807 and encodes 268 amino acids.